Closterium sp. Naga37s-1 is the source of this 4599-nucleotide messenger RNA. NCBI's taxonomy places the organism in Eukaryota, Viridiplantae, Streptophyta, Zygnematophyceae, Desmidiales, Closteriaceae. The record is from the annotation of a GenBank genome assembly.
AUGGUUGACGUGUCAGGCUCGGAAGAGUUUCUGGAACUCGUUAAGAGCUCGCUGCUGGCCGCGUUAGAAGCGCUUUCGCCUGCUGCCCUGUUCGGGCUGGUUACAUUCGGAAGCAAGGUAGGUCUGUACGAUCUACAGGGCCCCGUAGCAGCAGUCAAAUCUGUCGCCAUCCCCUCCUCCCCUUCCCUCUGUUCUCACCCAGCUUACAUCCCUCUCCACCCCUCUCCACCACCUACCAGGUGGGGACCCGUAGCAGCAGUGAAAUCCGUCGCCAUCCCCUCCUCCUCUGCUCACCGCCUGCCUCUAGCCCUGGGCGAUCUCCUCCCUCUCCCCGCCUUCCUCGCGUCCCUCUCGCGUCAUAAGGAGGACGCCGCUGCCGCCCUCAAAACCCCCCGCCCACCCCCUGCCCUUAGCCCUGGGCGACCUCCUACCUCUGCACUCACCCUUUACCCCUCCCCACCACUCCCCACUCCGCCCCUCCCUCACAGGAGCAUGCAGCUGCCGCCCUCGAAACCCUCCCCCCCUCGAUUUGGACGCGUCCGCUUCCCUUCCCCUGUUCUCACCCCCUUUGAAGUCUUCUCCACCCCUCCUCACCACACCUCCCCCCCUACCAGCGACCUGCUGCCUCUGCACUCAACCCCUACCCCUCUCUACUCCCCCCAACCCUACCAGGUGGGUCUGUACGACCUACAGGGCCCCGUAGCGGCAGUGAAAUCCGUCGCCAUCCCCGCCUCCUCCUCCCACCGCCUGCCCCUAGCCCUGGGCGACCUCCUUCCUCUGCCCGCUUUCCUCGCCUCCCUCUCGCGCCACAAGGAGCACGCAGCUGCCGCCCUUGAAACCCUCCGCCCCGACCCUCCCCCCCUUGAUCUGGACGCGUCUGGAGCGGGGAAGAGCGGCGGGGGAAAGGGGGGACCGGCGCAGGGCGCGGGGGGGAAGGGCGGAGGGGGGAAGGGAGGGAAGGACGCGGAGAGAGGGCGGAGGGACGGGGUUAGGGGUUUUGGAACGGCUUUAGACGCGUUGAUUAGGUAUCUAGGGGGUAUGGAGGAUGGCCCGAGUGCUAGAAUAGCCAGAGGGCUUCGAGCUGACGUCAUCAAUACCAGUGGCAGUGGCGGCGGCGGUGGUGGGGGUAACGUGAGUAUCGCUGCAGCAGCAGCGGCAGCAGCGGCCGCAGGGGAAGUAGGCCCGUUUGUAGGAGCCAGAUUACUGGUAUUUCUCUCAGGAGCCCCGAACCACGGUAUGGGGGCGUUGAGUACGGUUCGGUACGAUACAGCGCUCGCCAGCCUGGCUGUAGCGGCGAGUCAGAGAAGCAGGAGCGCCAAGGAUGUAGCAGACCCGGUUGUAGCGGAUAAGGGGUUGCUACAGGAGCAGACGCCGUUUUAUAGGGAGCUUGCUGCGGCUGCGGUGCAAGCGGGGGUGUGCGUGGAUUUAUUCACUGUACCGAGUUAUGCUAGUAACGGGGAUGAAAAUGCUAGUAGAGAGGAUGGGGGUGCGGCAACUGCAGACCCUGCUUCUGCUGCUGCUGCUGGGGUUGCUGCUGUGACCAUUGCCGAUCCUCCUCCCUCCACCCCUUCUUCCCUGCCCAUCCCAUACUGUGACCUAGCCUCCCUCCGUUGCCUAAGUGUGGAAAGCGGGGGUACUCUCUUUCUUUACCCUUCUUUAGACGAGGCAACCCUCCCUCAAGACAUUUACCGCAUGCUCUGCCGACCCUCCGCGUUCGGCGGGGUGCUCCGGCUCCGAACCUCCCGGGAGCUUCGGGCCGUCCGAGCCUAUGGUCACUUUUUCCCCGAUGCACAGUAUGAGAAUCUAUAUCAUAUCAUUCGGUGUGACCCAUUUGAUUCGUACGCAUUUGACUUGGAAUUUGCGGGGAAGGCUGGGUUCGGAGUGAAGGGCAGGGCUGGGAAAGAGAAGGGAGGGAGCGGUGGUGGUAACCGGGGGGCAGUGUUACAACUGGCGUUUCAAUAUACUGUGAUUAUUCCGGUGGAAGGGGGAGGGGAGAGGGGCGAAGGGGGUGGAGUGGGUAAUGGGGCGGCUAAUAACGGGGAUGGGGCUGCUACUGGUGUGAACGGGACUGCUAGUUAUCCGCGCAUCUCUAGAGGAAGGAGUAAGGGAAGGCAGGCCCCUCCUACAGGACUGGUUAUCCGCGCAUCUCUAGAGGAAGGAGUAAGGGAAGGCAGGCUCCUCCUACAGGACUGGCUGGUCAUUCUCACAGCCCACCACAACCACGCCUUCGGCCUCGCUCAGUUCAACCAGCCCCACUCGGUCACUCGCCUAGACGUGAUCAAAGCGUCCCUGGAAGAAGGCGUGAGGGAGGGUCGAUUGCUCCUACAGGACUGGCUGGUCAUUCUCACGGCCCACCACAACCACGCCUUCGGACUCGCCCAGUUCAACCAGCCCUUUCCAUCCCCUCCCUCUUCCUUCCCACAGGUCAUUCGGGCAUCGCUGGAAGAGGGAGUACGGGAAGGCAGGCUCCUCCUACAGGACUGGCUGAUCAUCCUCACCGCCCAUUACAACCACGCCUUCGGCCUCGCUCAGUUCAACCAACCCCACUCGGUGACUCGCCUAGACAAUUCUCCUGCUGUUGUUGCCAAGGUUUUUGAGACGUCUCCACCCCUCCCCACCGCACUUCCCACCCCUCCCCACCGCACUUCCCACCCCUCCCCACCGCACUUCCCACCCCUCCCCACCGCACUUCCCACCCCUCCCCACCGCACUUCCCACCCCUCCCCACCGCUAUUCCCACCCCUCCCCACCGCUAUUCCCACCCGUCCCCACCGCUAUUCCCACCCCUCCCCACCGCUAUUCCCACCCCUCCCCACCGCUAUUCCCACCCCUCCCCACCGCUAUUCCCACCCCUCCCCACCGCUAUUCCCACCCCUCCCCACCGCUAUUCCCACCCCUCCCCACCGCUAUUCCCACCCCUCCCCACCGCUAUUCCCACCCCUCCCCACCGCUAUUCCCACCCCUCCCCACCGCUAUUCCCACCCCUCCCCACCGCUAUUCCCACCCCUCCCCACCGCUAUUCCCACCCCUCCCCACCGCUAUUCCCACCCCUCCCCACCGCUAUUCCCACCCCUCCCCACCGCUAUUCCCACCCCUCCCCACCGCUAUUCCCACCCCUCCCCACCGCUAUUCCCACCCCUCCCCACCGCUAUUCCCACCCCUCCCCACCGCUAUUCCCACCCCUCCCCACCGCUAUUCCCACCCCUCCCCACCGCUAUUCCCACCCCUCCCCACCGCUAUUCCCACCCCUCCCCACCGCUAUUCCCAACCCUCCCCACCGCUAUUCCCACCCCUCCCCACCGCUAUUCCCACCCCUCCCCACCGCACUUCCUUGGACCCUUCCUCCCUCAUGCGGACAGUCUAACCAUCCUACCCCUCUGUUGCCAUUCCCACCCCUCCCCACCGCAGUUCCUUGGAACCUUCCUUCCUCAUGCGGACAGUCUAACCAGUCCUCUCCUCCUACACCACUCUGCGCCUCACUCUCUCACCAAUCUGUACCUCGUUCUUUCCAUCUCUACCGCUCUCCACCCCUCUGUUGCUAUUCCCACUCCCUUUGUUGCUAUCCCCGCCCCUCCCCACCGCAGUUCCCUGGACCCCCCCUUCCUCAUGCGGGCAGUCUACCCCGUCCUCUCCUCCUACACCACUCCAGACCGCCCUGCGUUCCCCCACCACUCCCACCCGCCCCUCUUUCACCGCUCUGUACCUCAUUCUCAACCAUCUCUACCGUUCUCCACCCCUCUGUUCCCUCCCCCACCGCAGUUCCCUGGAUCCUUCCUUCCUCAUGCGAGCGAUCUACCCCGUCCUCUCCUCCUACACCACUCCCGACUGCCCCUCUUUCACCACUCAGGACUGACCCUUCUCCACCACUCUGUAUCUCAUUCUUUUCCAACUUCAUCACUCUCCACCCCCUCUGUUGCCAUUCCCACCCCUCCCCACCGCAGUUCCUUGGAUCCCUCAUUCCUCAUGCGCACAGUCUACCCUUUCUCUCGAUCCUUCCUUCCUCAUGCGAGCAGUCUACCCCGUGCUCUCCUCCUACACCACUCCCGACCGCCCCGCCUUCCGCCACUCCCAAUAACCGCCUUUUUCACCACUCUCCUUACCUCAUUCUCCCCAUCUCUACCACUCUCCAACCCCUGUGUUUCUAUCCUCACCACCCCCCACCGCAGUUCCCUGGACCCUUCAUUCCUCAUGCGGGCAGUCUACCCCGUCCUUUCCUCCUACACCACUCCCGACCGCCCCGCCUUCCCCCGCCACUCCCUGAGCCGCGCGGCCCUCGUCACGAGCGGCAGCCCCAUAUUCCUGCUCGACGCAUUCAGCACCAUCAUCGUCUUUUAUUCACCCGCAGCCCCACCGGAUCUUCCCUUCCCGCCGCCCCAAACAAGCUUGCUGCGGACGACCAUCAACCGGCUGAAGGCCGACCGCAUAAUCACGCCGCGUACAAUCACCAUCCGGGGAGGCGUGGACAGCACAGCCCCUUUUGAGACGUUUCUGAUUGAGGAGCAAGAUGUGGAUGGGGACGUGGAGGGUGGGGCGGUGAGCAUGGGCUUUGUUGCUUUCCUGGAGUCAAUCGCUCGCGACGUGCGAGAAUACAUGAAGUAG